CACGAUUUCUUUCCCCUAAAAGUUUCUCUCAUGGUUUCUCAACCAUGUCCUCCAGCAGCUUUGCCGCUGCUCAAGAACGAAUAUUGGCGCGACAGCGUGCCCGACAGCUGGAAGCCCAUGCCACGAACUCCCAAAUAAACCCUACUCAGAGUCGUUCCUUGACCCGACUUACUCAUUCUUUACGCCCUGAGCUAUCAGCUUUCUGGUCGACAUUACUAGACUCCGAGGGAACUCGGCCGGCCUUUCGAGUGGGCCAGGUGGAUGCGGAACUGCUGGACGAGGAACUACUGGGAUUGUUGAAGACGCAGGUUGCAGAUGCCUUGAAGUAUCUAGGACCGCAUCUCCAGGAUGACUGGUCGCAAGAGAUCCUGCUUGGACUGAGGGCGGUACUGUUCAAACUCUCCAUAUGGGAUAACGAUGCAUCUUACGGAGCUGCACUACAAAAUCUACGCUACGCUGACGCCCGGCAAUCGAGUCUUGCCCUUCCGAAGCCAACCAGAUGGCAGAAAGCUCUCUAUGGACUAAUCACGGUAUUUGGGAGAUAUGGAUGGGACAAAUGGGAAGACUGGCUUAUUGAUCAAGAGCGAGGAUACACGGCACCUAGUGAGGCGGUUCAACAACUCAUGAGGUUGACCUCUUUCGCUUCAACAACUCACUCGAUCGCUGCAUUCUUUUCUUUUCUGGUGUUUUUAGUCAAUGGGCGUUACCGCACCCUCACAGAUCGCUUGUUACAGUUGAGGCUUGUUUCGCCCUCCAAUCAAGUCAGCCGAGAGGUUUCAUUCGAGUACCUGAAUCGACAGCUAGUCUGGCACGCUUUCACCGAGUUCUUGUUGUUCCUGCUACCGCUGGUCGGGAUCAGCCGGUGGCGCAAAUGGCUAGCAAGGGCUUGGAAAAAGACGAAAGAUGCGAUGCGGUCCGACUCCACUGAUGAAGACGAAGGAAAAAUCAAAAGUGGGCCUUUGUCGUUUUUGCCAGAGAGAACAUGUGCGGUAUGUUAUGAGGAGCAGAACCCUACGUCCACAUCAGAGGCAGAAAUCCUUGGGGCCAACACAGGUGCGGGAGGAGGAGUCAUCGGCUCUGCCACAACAGAUGUAGUCAACCCCUAUGAGACAACCCCUUGUGGAUGUAUCUACUGCUUUGUCUGCAUCGCUAAAAAGAUUGAAGCGGAGGAAGGUGGCGGAUGGACCUGUUUACGAUGUGGUGAGAUCAUCUAUAAAUGUCAACCUUGGAACGGGGAUAUUGUGGUCCCAAAAAGGACCAGUCAGAAGAAUGGAAAGUCAGUCGGAUUCUUUGUAAAUGAGAAGGAGCAUACUGGCGGGUUAGAUGAAGAAGCAUCUACGGAUGGAACACCUGAAAUGAUCGAAUCCACGCUCACCUCGAGCCAGUGGUCGAUGCCAGAACAAAGCUCUCCAUCCGGCUGAAAGCCAUUACCGCAAAACGAACUGAUUCCAUCCCAUCAACAAGGCACCUUUCCCAACUGAGAGUAUGAUCAAAACACAUUGGCACAAAUAACGCCUGCAAGAUACGUCCGCAAAAUGACCGAUCUGGAUUGCGACCUCUUUCAUCUCAACGACCAUGCUUCAUGGACUCACAGCAUCGGUCGUCCUCCUCUUAUCGUGACAGCUUUAGGACACUUCGCUCAAGUGUACACGGUACCGUUCUUGAUGAGACCCAAAUAAGUUUCUUUGUCAUGUCCGGGGAUGACCUGGCCUCUUGUCGUCCUCUCCAAUUGCUUCAGGCGUUGCGUGCUCUGAAACCACGCUGGAUGAUCUCUUGCAAGCCAACCUUGUGGGAUACCGUCGCGCCACUGGCAGAAUGUCAGUAUUGGUUGAAGACGACGAACCUAAAGAUGCCUACAUUUUCAAUGACGUGGCAAUGAUCACUGAUGAAGAGGAAAGUGCCACUGUCGGGCAUAUUGAUUUGCAUGCCGAUCAAGCCUUCGAGAAUCAGUUCUGGCCUCACAGUAGAGUUGUGAUACAUACCGUCUGUGUGGCCUGGCAAAUGGUGCAGUGUAAUACCUUGACAGAAGUCGAAGGUGCGGUCAUCGAAGGUUUUCCAGUUGCUAGAUGUUGUCAGCGUCCGUUCUGACUUCUAAGUUUCGAGUCAAGGACACUUACAGGCUCAACUUGAGGUAAUGCUCCAUAUACACACCAACGUCAGCUCCGGUUGCGACGGACCAGAAAGCGGCUCUCAAUUCUCUGUCGUGUACCCAGAUUUCGACGUCUUUCCUGUCUAGAAACACGUCCAAGCCACCAGCAUGAUCUAGGUGCAAAUGGCCUAUGAUGAUCUUCUUGAUGUCCUCCAGCUUAUUGCCCGUUGCCUCGACGGCGGCCUGUAACUCGUGGCGAGGCUCAUAUUUGAUCCGGGCGAAGACAUCUGCAAUUUGUGGCCCCCAUACUUCCGGGUAGUCUUUCCCGCAUCCCGUCUCCCACAAGAUCAGACCUUCAUGGGGAUGCUCGAUCAGAAUACAGAACACCGGCAGUUCUCUCCGCUUGUUGACAAAGGACUUGUCCUUGGUGCUCAGUGUGCUGGAGUUCCCACCUCGCACCACAAAGGCGUCAUCGCAUUCAAGCCAUCCGACCUCAAGGAUAUGGAAUUUGGUUCCCUUGGGACAUACGUUGGAGAUGUGGUUUGGCACUGCCCCACGGUCGAGUUGAGCUUGGAUGGCGGCCAUGACGGGCUGCUGCAAUGUGACGGUUCGGGUAGGAUCAGAAGAGCGGGACAGUUCUAGACUACUACAAAGGAGAAGCUGCGAAACUUGAUUUUCUUCACUGCGAGGAUCCGAGGGGCAUCUUGAUAUACUGGAAAUCCCCGCAUUUCCAAGCUUCCGAUAGCUGUUGACUGGUGAAGUAUUUCAUAGGUGAGACGAGAGCGCUGGCGAUGGACAAACUUGUGGCGCCAUCCGAAAGAGGGUUAAAGGUGGAGUAGCACAAGCAAGUUGAUGAGCUUGAUUAGAUCGGACUCGGCUAAUGUCAGCAAAUCUGACGACAUGGGCUGAUUGUUUCGGCUUCGCACCAAAGGGAAGAUGGGAAAAGGAGGAGGAGAGCGGAAUUUGGGGAGAUGGAAGAGGAGAGGAGGAGGGGAAGAAAAAAAAACAAGGCGAUCCUAUCGAGAUAUUCGUAUCUCGUACUGGAUACGGAGUACAUCCGGAUCUACCCAAUAUAUUUACUAAGUACCUACAGAGUAUCUGAGAUAUUCUACACAGUACCUCUUCUAUGGUGGUUGGUGGUUGCGGAAAAAGAGAAGUACAUGAGUACCCUACCAGUAUUGGCCAUUCCCACUUCAUCCACACAUUGGGAUUGGCGGAUCAACUCAAGUAUGAGGAGCGGAAUACUUUUGGCCUCCGGAACGCCGAAUGUGUAAUGUCCGUAGUCCGGCGAGUGUGAUUCAGAUGUGUCGAACAGAUUGUUUCCAUUUGAGGGUUGAAAACACCGG
Molecule: messenger RNA, 3435 nt
Organism: Exophiala oligosperma
Lineage: Eukaryota; Fungi; Ascomycota; Eurotiomycetes; Chaetothyriales; Herpotrichiellaceae
Exons: 1
Coding region: 45-1421 (458 amino acids)
Biological process (GO): protein import into peroxisome matrix
Cellular component (GO): peroxisomal membrane
Molecular function (GO): zinc ion binding
Source: RefSeq, a predicted model, not a curated record